AUGUCGCAAAAUCGGCCUGCAGCCUUCUCGAGUCUGAGGAUGGGAGAGGUGAUUCGCGAAAAGGUCCAGGAUGGAGUUACGGGAGAGACUCGAGAUAUGCAAUAUACACAAUGCAAGAUCGUAGGAAAUGGCUCGUUCGGCGUCGUGUUCCAGACCAAGCUCUCACCUUCGGGCGAGGAUGCUGCCAUCAAGCGCGUGCUCCAGGACAAGCGAUUCAAGAAUCGUGAGCUCCAGAUCAUGCGCAUUGUUCGUCAUCCCAACAUCGUCGAGCUCAAGGCCUUCUACUACUCCAAUGGUGAACGAAAGGACGAGGUCUACCUCAAUCUUGUUCAAGAGUACGUCCCAGAGACUGUGUACCGUGCCUCGAGAUACUUCAACAAGAUGAAGACGACCAUGCCAAUCCUCGAAGUCAAGCUCUAUAUCUAUCAACUCUUCCGCGCCCUCGCCUACAUCCACUCUCAAGGCAUCUGCCAUCGUGAUAUCAAGCCUCAAAACUUGUUACUGGAUCCAAGCACUGGUGUUCUGAAGCUCUGUGACUUCGGCAGCGCAAAGAUAUUGGUGGAGAAUGAGCCAAACGUCUCUUAUAUCUGCUCGAGAUACUACAGAGCCCCAGAGCUGAUUUUCGGUGCUACCAACUAUACCACCAAGAUCGAUGUCUGGUCAACUGGAUGUGUCAUGGCAGAAUUGAUGCUUGGCCAACCACUGUUCCCUGGAGAGUCAGGUAUUGAUCAGCUCGUUGAGAUCAUUAAAGUUCUGGGUACGCCAACGCGCGAUCAAAUCCGUACGAUGAACCCUAAUUACAUGGAGCAUAAAUUCCCGCAAAUCAAGCCGCACCCGUUUAACAAGGUGUUCCGCAAGGCUGAUGCGAAUGCGAUUGAGCUCAUUUCGAGGCUUCUAGAGUAUACUCCCACUGAGCGACUUUCGGCCAUUGAAGCCAUGGUGCACCCUUUCUUUGAUGAGUUGCGAGAUCCAUCAACCAGAUUCCCCGAUUCUCGUCAUCCCAACGGUCCGGUCAAGGAUAUGCCAACGUUGUUCAAUUUCACCCGCCAUGAACUCUCGAUAGCCCCACAGCUCAAUCAUCGGCUGGUUCCGCAACACGUUCGAGCAAACUUGGCGGCUCAAGGUCUGGACAUUGACAAUUUGACGCCCAUGUCGAAGGAUGAGAUGAUGGCGAGACUGGAUUGA
This is a messenger RNA of Mollisia scopiformis, 1185 nucleotides long. Its product is annotated as glycogen synthase kinase-3. Gene Ontology annotation, cellular component: cytoplasm. NCBI's taxonomy places the organism in Eukaryota, Fungi, Ascomycota, Leotiomycetes, Helotiales, Mollisiaceae. The record is from RefSeq and is a predicted model, not a curated record. Gene Ontology annotation, biological process: protein phosphorylation; signal transduction. Gene Ontology annotation, molecular function: ATP binding; protein serine/threonine/tyrosine kinase activity; protein serine/threonine kinase activity. The transcript has 6 exons. Bases 1 to 1185 code for a protein of 394 amino acids.